This is a messenger RNA of Fimicolochytrium jonesii, 2054 nucleotides long. RefSeq lists its product as uncharacterized. Lineage: Eukaryota; Fungi; Chytridiomycota; Chytridiomycetes; Spizellomycetales; Powellomycetaceae. The transcript is spliced from 2 exons. The record is from RefSeq and is a predicted model, not a curated record. Bases 276 to 1922 code for a protein of 548 amino acids.
AGUCAAUCGCCCUCGCGGGUCCGGCCAGGUUUGUGGUGGUGGUGGUUCUGUUGGCGAGCCGCCGGCACUUGGGGACCCAAGUUGGGCCAUGUCUAUUUUUAGGUAUCGCACGUGGAAUGACGAAGCGUGCGAGACGAGGGCACGUUUUCAGGUUCAUAGUCUCUCUAAUGGAACGGGUUUGAACUGGGAAACGGCUGCGAAGCCCCGAAUUCUGAGUCGAAAUCUCACGCCUGAAAUCUCGUGCAAUACACUUCUUACGACCAAGUAUAUCCACAAUGGCAGCCGAGCAGUAUGAGGCUCGACAACGUCACACCGAGGCCGUCAGCUACCCGUUCCAACGCAGCCAGUCGGACCCCAUGCUUUCCAUGCCGCGGUCAGCGUACCCGCUAUCCCCCUCCGACUUAUUCUUGCCGCAAUAUCCCAUACCGCCACCGUCACAGUUCGGAGGCAAUAAUAGUCAGCAGCAGAUGAGCCAUCUGUCGCUUUUAGGGUCCAGCCAACUACUACAAUUUCGCAGCCAGGAAUCGGCUGAGAAUAUGCAGGUUGACUCGCCGUUUUCGACGAACCAUCCCAAUCACCACCUUUUCGGAAGUGGGGGAACCGAAUAUGUUGAUUAUAGCAGUUCCGGAUAUCAAAAUGCGGGAUCACGAAAAGGGAGUAAUGAGAGCAUCAAUUCCACUACGGGAUUCAAUGUGCAUGCUUCAGGCUACCAGCCUUCUCCGACAGGGACUGGCCUACCAUCUCUUCCGACCCCUGUGUUUAACACAUUUGAGGAUAUCCUGGGAGCCCAUUUUCAGCAACAGCAACAACAGAAGUAUUUGCAGUAUAAGAAACAGCAGCGGCAGAACAAGCAGCUGGAACAGCAGCAGCAGCAACAGCAGAACUCGCAAAAGCAGCCGACUUAUUCCAGAGUAUUUGUCAAACUAUCCGAACCACCUCGGAGGAACGACGGGCAGCAAGGCCAUCGCCUGGCGCCUUUGCCCACCCCGCCGUUUUCCGCGUCAAGCUCUACGCAUAGCGGCGGGGAUCCCUCCCAUUAUCGCCACCCGCCUACGCUGCCAUACCCAACUUCGCCGGUAACCACAAACAUGUACACCAUCCAUAGCGGUGGGCCUGGGCAGUAUGGGGCUGUGUCAGAAGAAGAGGAGACGUUCGCCGGAAAUGGCGAUGAGCAUCAAACCAGUUAUCAUCAAACCGGGUAUGGGCAGGCCGGCGAAAAUAACCCGCCGACAGACAAUCUGACAGAAACUUAUCACCCCGACGAACCGUCGUUCACUGAGCGGAUGUUCCAAUACGCCAAUGCACCUUUGGGUGUACCUUUGAGUGAUGCACCAGCGCACAAUCCGCCUCACCGCGUGAUGGACGACAACAUCCCCCAACCCCAACCCAAUCAGCGAGCCGCCAAAAGCGCCCCCCGGCACCAGCACCAACGCGCAAUAUCCUCUCCCAUUCCCAAAACCUCUGUCCCGACGAGCCAACUUCCAGUCGCAAAGCAAGGGACGCCGACAGGCCCGCGCAUAUAUCGCUGUUUCGUCAAGGAUUGCACCAAGACGUACGGCACGGGCGCCGGGUUGCGGUACCACCUACGCAACUUCCACAAGAUGGCGAGCAUACCACGUCAACCGCCCGUCCGUGUUGCGCGGACCAAACCGGAUUUCUACGCUUGCCCAAAAUGCCCGAAGCAGUACAGCACUGCUGCAGGGUUGAGGUACCAUAAGAAGACGUUUACGCACCCGGAGGAUGUCGAAGGGAUUGUGGCCCCGGCUCUUGCGAAUGGGAGCCCGGCUGGGAGUGUGGGAUUACCUGAGAGCGAGAUUGGCGAUUUCUCGGGCGAGGAGGAUGUCGGAUCGGAGUCGGCUGGGAUGGAGGGAGUGGAUGAAUACGAGGACGAUGGGAUGGAGGUGGGAUUGAACUUUCCGUAAAACAGUCCCAUCUCGUGCCCUUCUUUCUCCCGUAGAACGGUAUACAUUUUUCUUGUCUUUUCGGCAUUGUAUUUUCCUCUUGUGAGUUUAUGAACAAUUUUGCAUAUCAUUAUUGAACGAGUAUGUUCCCAC